AUGCGCCUUAACGGACUGGGUGUGGUAUACGGAAUGACAGCUACGCUUAGCGUAUGGAAACCAAAGGUUGAAGACAGAGAAAUCGAACUCAGUAUCUCCCAAGUUUGGGUAAGUUCGGGAUCGUAUAAGAAGAAGAAUCUUCAGACAAUCGAAAUAGGAUGGCAGGUGUAUCCGCAAUUAUAUAACAACGACAAGACAAGACUAUUCACCUUUUGGACGAAUGACACGUACCAAACGGGAUGCUAUAACCUAAGGUGCCCUGGUUUUGUGCAAACCAAUAGGAAUAUAAUCCUUGGAGGCGCCAUUACUCCAAUUUCUGUCUUCGGAGGUAGACAAUCUGAACUUGACAUUCUCGUUUGGAAGGAUCGCAAACAUGGGAAUUGGUGGCUGAGCUUAGGGAACGGAGACAACUCGUUGGUAGGGUAUUGGCCCGCGGAACUUUUCACAAGUGUUGAUCCUGCCGACGAGGUGAGUUGGGGCGGUGAGAUCGUGGAUACCCACAGGUUCGGUAGACACACGAAGACCCAAAUGGGCUCGGGUCAUUAUCCUAUGGAAGGUUUCGGAAAAGCUAGUUAUAUCCGAAACCUAGCGAGUAUAGAUAUCAACAACAACCUCCAGCCGAUCCCAAAAUCAAACACAGAUACACAAAUAAGCAAAUAUUAUAAGGUUAAAAAUUUGGAAACAGAUAACGAACCAUAUUUCUACUUCGGAGGGACAGGAUUAAGUACGCAUUCAGGAGUCUUGUGA
Molecule: messenger RNA, 747 nt
Organism: Thlaspi arvense
Lineage: Eukaryota; Viridiplantae; Streptophyta; Magnoliopsida; Brassicales; Brassicaceae
Source: the annotation of a GenBank genome assembly